GUUUGUUCUCCGGGUCCUGCUGUUGUGCGGAGGACGCUUCCCACACUUUGCCGCCAGGUUCCUCGUUUCGAAGUCCGCCGCGGCGAAUAUGGCCUCAGGAGUUCAGGUUGCGGAUGAAGUAUGUCGCAUUUUCUAUGACAUGAAAGUUCGGAAAUGCUCCACACCAGAAGAAAUCAAGAAAAGAAAGAAGGCUGUCAUUUUUUGUCUCAGUGCAGACAAAAAGUGCAUAGUUGUUGAAGAAGGCAAAGAGAUCUUGGUUGGAGAUGUUGGUGACACCAUAACCGAUCCUUUCAAGCAUUUUGUGGGAAUGCUUCCUGAGAAAGAUUGUCGCUACGCUUUGUAUGAUACAAGCUUUGAAACCAAGGAGUCCAGAAAAGAAGAGCUGAUGUUCUUCUUGUGGGCACCAGAACAUGCGCCUCUGAAAAGCAAAAUGAUCUAUGCGAGCUCAAAGGACGCCAUCAAGAAGAAAUUUCAAGGCAUAAAGCAUGAGUAUCAAGCAAAUGGACCAGAAGACCUCAAUCGGACUAGUAUUGCAGAAAAGCUUGGUGGCUCCUUAAUUGUAGCUUUUGAAGGAUCCCCUAUUUAGAUCAUCAGCCAGUGCCACAAAUUGAAAGCUUCCAUGUUUAACACUAUCCUUUCACUAUAGAAGUAAGCAAAUAUAUUAGGCCAGGAUCUCACUGAGGGGAAUUGUCUUGUCAUCUUUAUAGUAAACUAAAAAUUCUAUAGAUGUGUGCAAACACCAACACCUACAUAAAUCUAGCCUCUAAAGUUUCAUUGGUGUGGAAUUAAAUUCUUAUUGGCCAAAUGCCUAUUUUCAUGAAGUGACUUACAAAGAUUUUGUUGAGCUCAGGAUUUUAAUAACACAGUUCACAAAACAGUACAAGGCAAUGUGAAGCGAACUCUAAAUCUUCACUAACCUCAGCAGUUACUUUUGCUUCCUUUGCUUAGAAAACUGAUUGUAAUCUAUGUAUAAUUUUCAUCCAAAUUCUCUAUUUUUCCUUGACUUAAACAAAAUAAUGAGGUAUAAUUUUCUUUAUAGUGUGUACAACACUGAUAUGCACUAACAGCAGUAACUAAGCCAGGCGGUCCUCAUUCAUCAGAUAGAUCAUGAGACUGCUUCAGAAUUGUGUCUGCUUAGAAUUCACGCUGAUCUUGCAGCACACCAUCCAGAGCACGGUGCUGGAAUGCAGGAAGCAGCCCUGUACCUGCAACGAGAGGCUCCCUGGGCUGGGAAACUGCUUAUAGUGACUUUGUUAAAUCAUGGUAUAUCCUCAGGAGAAUGUUCAGUGUCUUGUAACAAUUAUAUUGCAAAUUAGGGCUUCAUUGUAAUCUACUUCUUUAAUGAAAAAUGAUAAAGCAGUGUAUUUUAAAAAGUCA
Myodes glareolus (Bank vole) is the source of this 1377-nucleotide messenger RNA. NCBI's taxonomy places the organism in Eukaryota, Metazoa, Chordata, Mammalia, Rodentia, Cricetidae. The record is from RefSeq and is a predicted model, not a curated record.